AUGAGUACAGAUGCCCAAUCUUCGAGUCAUCCAACAAUAGACAACCCACUCUUCCACCAAGAACUUUCUCAAUUAGAGGCCGAGGUCAGAGCAUUCCACCGCUGUGCUAAGCUCAAAAAUGUCGUCGAUCGGGAAACCCUCAUCAAGGGCGCAAGGAUAGCGAAACAGCCAUGGAGCCUUGAUAUGUCCGAAUUUACCUCUGCGGAGGUCGCAACUCUAGAGAAGGAGAAAGAAUUGGAGACUUCUCUGUUGUUUCUGCCAACCAGAGGUCUUCUUGUUACUAUCAUGGCUACAGCUUGUGCGGCAAUCACACAGGGAUGGCAGCAAUCAACAAUCAAUGCCAGCGCUCUUUUGGAGUGGCAGAAUGAUCUUGGCCUUGAUACUCAUCGUGAUUUGCUUUUGAUUGGAUUUAUCAACGCAGCUCCUUGGCUGUCGGGAAGCCUUAUAGGAACGUGGAUAAGCGAUCCACUCCAAGAAAAGGUUGGAAGACGCCCCGCGCUCUUCCUUGCUGCUGUUUUCUGCGUCGUUCUUGUGCUAGGAACAGCUUAUUGUAAUUCAUGGAAGACACUACUCGUCUGUCGAGUACUCCUUGGUGUGGGGAUCGGAUCAAAAGCUUCAAUAGCCCCUAUUUUUGCCGCCGAAGCAGCACCUGAUAAACAUCGAGGUAAAAUCUUGAUGAUGUGGCAACUUUUUGAUGCACUUGGAAUAUUUCUCGGUUUCUUCUGCGCAUUGAUUGUAAUGGAUAAUUGGAGAGUACUCCUCGCGACCGCGAUAAUUCCCGCCAUUAUCCUACUAUUUUUGGUUUUUAUAUGUCCCGAGUCGCCGCGCUUUCUGAUACAGAGGAACCGAUAUGCCGAUGCAUACAAAAGCCUCCUCGAGCUCCGAGGAACAUCCAUUCAAGCUGCCCGAGAUCUUUACUACAUCCAUGCUCAGCUUCAAACCGAGGCUGUCACAGAAUGGAAUUCGCAGGAAGGGGACUCAUGGCUGUCAGAGGGAGAAACAGAGGGAGAAAGAAAGUAUGCCUACCAAAAAUGGAUCGAAAAGGGCAAUUUCUUCACGCGGAUGAUGCUUCUCGCCACCGAUUCGCGAACUCGAAGAGCGUGCACGGUGGCUUUAAUCGUAAUGGCAUCGCAACAACUAUGUGGUAUCAAUGUAUUAGCAUUCUAUUCAUCCUCGCUUUUGCACACUGAGCCCGGUGAUUCGAGUGAACCAAAUGAUGCUUUGUUUACUUCCCACACAGCUGUCAAAUGGUACAAUUUCGGCUUUGGUCUAGCCAGUUUUAUCUUCACUUUGCCUGUAUACUUGUCUAUUGACUCGCGUGGACGCCGACCUCUGCUACUUGUCUCAUUUAUUGGGAUGCUAUUCAGUCUGAUCGCAGUCAGCGGCUUCUUAAAGAUCGCGGAUCAUGACACUCGGUCAAUCCUGGUGGCAGUAUUUAGCUGUCUAUUGUUUGUCCUUUUCUACUCAAUCGGUGCUGGGCCCAUUCCUUUUACACUGAGUGCGGAGGUGUUCCCACUAUGCGUGCGCGAGGUGGGAAUGAGCUUCAGCGUCAUGAUCAAUUUUCUUGGUCUUGGACUUUUAGUCCUUUUUGUGCCUCAGUUGACCGACGCAUUUAGGGGCCAGGCAAAUCUUCUGUUCUUCUUCUCAGGCUUGAACGUGUUAGCACUUAUCUUGAUUUACCUUUUAGUCCCCGAAACUAAGAACGAGUCACUUGAGGACAUGAAAGUGAUAUUCCGCCGGGCAACAAAGGAACAGGUUCUGAUUCACGCUCCGUUCUUGAACCCCCUCUAUCCAAACUCAUCACGCCAGGGAGACAGUCAAAGUAUAGCUCUGCAAGAUAGAGAAGAAGUAUGAUUUGCUUGAAAAUAUGAGUAUGCAGGUGGCAUCUUUGUUAAUAUCAAAUGAAAAUAAAAC
Molecule: messenger RNA, 1914 nt
Organism: Penicillium samsonianum
Lineage: Eukaryota; Fungi; Ascomycota; Eurotiomycetes; Eurotiales; Aspergillaceae
Product: Major facilitator superfamily domain general substrate transporter
Exons: 13
Coding region: 1-1854 (617 amino acids)
Biological process (GO): transmembrane transport
Cellular component (GO): membrane
Molecular function (GO): myo-inositol:proton symporter activity
Source: RefSeq, a predicted model, not a curated record